AUGCCUGCAGCAAAACAUACGCCAUCUCCAGCGCAGUUUGAAGACGGACGACUUUGGCGACGAGUGGAGGAAGAUGGACGAGAGGCUGUGGGAAGAGGUUCAGAGGAAGAGGGGAACUCCAAUGCUUUCUUAUGGCGGGGGCAAGCGGGGGUUGCCGCCUCGUGUAAGGUGGAGGCUCUUGCAGGCGUACCCGACGCUGCGAGAUGCACUUGCGAACACGUCCCUGCCGAUAUCCCCGGAAUGUACGAAGUCAAGAAGGACGGCCAAACCGACUAA
Molecule: messenger RNA, 276 nt
Organism: Cryptococcus wingfieldii CBS 7118
Lineage: Eukaryota; Fungi; Basidiomycota; Tremellomycetes; Tremellales; Cryptococcaceae
Exons: 2
Coding region: 1-276 (91 amino acids)
Source: RefSeq, a predicted model, not a curated record